Messenger RNA from Meriones unguiculatus (Mongolian gerbil), 1479 nucleotides. RefSeq names its product serpin family A member 11 (gene Serpina11). Lineage: Eukaryota; Metazoa; Chordata; Mammalia; Rodentia; Muridae. The transcript has 5 exons. Gene Ontology annotation, molecular function: serine-type endopeptidase inhibitor activity. The coding region runs from base 120 to 1388 and encodes 422 amino acids. Gene Ontology annotation, biological process: negative regulation of endopeptidase activity. The record is from RefSeq and is a predicted model, not a curated record.
UUCCAGGAAUCGACCUGACAAAUAUCGACCAGGCUGCUGUGGUCUUCAAAGGUUACUGUCCUGUGAACAGGAGGCCGUGUGGGGCUGUGGAGCGGUGCCCACCUGGGCUCUUCUCGACGAUGGGGCCGGUGUGGCUGUGGCUGCUGGUAGCUGAGGUCCUGCUUCCUGCUCAGUGUCAGCCAUUUUCUGCCCAUGGAGAUAAGAGUCUGGGGGCGCCUCAGCCACCCAGCGACCAGCUCCUGGAGCCAGCGCCUGCCUAUCACAAGGUCUCACCCACCAUUACUAAUUUUGCUUUGCGUCUGUACAAGCAGCUAGCAGAGGACGUGCCAGGAAACAUCCUCUUUUCCCCCGUGAGCCUCUCCAGCACCGUGGCUCUGCUCUCUCUUGGGGCACAUGCUGACACCCAGACUCAAAUUUUGGAGAGCCUGGGCUUCAACCUCACAGAGACCUCAGCAGCUGACAUCCACCAGGGCUUCCAGAGCCUCCUGCGCACACUUGACCUGCCCAGCCCCAAACUGGAACUGAAACUGGGACAUUUUCUGUUCUUAGACGGACAACUGAAGCCCCAGCAGCAUUUUCUGGACAGCGCCAAAGACCUGUAUGGAGCGCUGGCUUUUUCAUCCAACUUCACAGAUGCAGCUGCCACCGGGCAGCAGAUCAAUGACCUGGUGAGGAAGCAGACCUACGGACGGGUGGCAGGUUGUCUCCCGGAGUUUGGCCAUGACACCCUUAUGGUCCUCUCAAACUACAUCUUCUUCAAAGCCAAGUGGAAGCAUCCCUUUGAUCGCUACCAGACCCGGAAGCAGGAGAGCUUCUUCCUGGACCAGAGGGCACCACUCCACAUCCCCAUGAUGAGGCAGAAGGAAAUGCACAGGUUCCUAUACGACCAGGAGGCAUCCUGCACCGUCCUCCAGAUCAAGUACAGUGGCACCGCCCUGCUGCUGCUGGUGCUCCCCGACCCUGGGAAGAUGCAGCAGGUAGAGGCUUCCCUCCAACCAGAGACGCUGAGAAGGUGGGGCCAGCGGUUCCUGCCCAGUCUGUUGGAUUUGCACCUGCCAAGGUUCUCAAUUUCCGCAACCUACAACCUGGAAGAGAUCCUGCCCCUCAUUGGUCUCAGCAAGCUGUCCGACAUGGAAGCUGACCUAUCAGGAAUCAUGGGGCAACUCAACAAAACUGUCUCCAGGGUGUCACACAAGGCCGUGGUGGACAUGAACGAGAAGGGAACUGAGGCCGCAGCUGCCUCUGGCCUCCUUUCCCAGCCCCCAGCCCUGAACGUGACAUCAGCCCCACAAGCCCAUUUUAACAGGCCCUUCCUGCUUCUUCUCUGGGAGGUGACCACCCAGAGCCUUCUCUUCUUGGGAAAAGUGGUCAACCCAGCUGCUGGGUAACUGCGGUGGGAGGCUACAGGGAGGCGAGCCCAGGCUGCACAGCAGGACCCCCGUGCUGCAGUUCUAAUAAAUCUGAAUUCGGUUGUGCAAA